CCACUGAGACAUCACGUUGGCUUCAUUAUGAAAAGUCAAGUGGACAAGACUGAUGUUUUCGUCCAGUCACAUGUAGAAGAAGCGUUGGGACUAUUGCUGUUGACAUUCAUUCACUGGGUCGUUUUUUUUUUGAUACACUGAGACCCCGCAACGGCACCAUACGGGAGGAAUACCAAGGCACAUUUGGCUGCAAAAACAAGCAGAAAAUCAAUCAGAACUCCAUCAUGGGCUGCCCCCUCUUGCGGAACGUGUUUGCUGGUUUGAUCCUGGUUUUGCUGUCGAAAGGGUCCAGUGUGAACGCAGCAGAAUUCGGACACCUGCCGGACAACAUUACAGUUCUGGAAGGAGAAAGCGUCACUUUGAGAUGUCGGAUCGACGAGGAGGUCACCCACAAGGCCUGGCUGAACCGCUCAAACAUCCUGUUCACAGGGACAGAUAAGUGGUCGCUGGACAAGCGUGUGACGCUGGCCAACAGCAACAACAGUGACUUCUCCAUCCACAUCGACAAGGUCCAAAUAACAGACGAGGGGCCUUACACCUGCACCUUCCAGGCCAACAACAAGCCUCGGAUCGCCCACGUCUACCUCAUUGUCCAAGUGCCGGCCAGAAUCGUCAACAUCUCAAAAAACGUGUCAGUGAACGAAGGAGAGAAUGUAAACCUCUACUGUCUGGCAGUGGGGCGGCCUGAGCCAACCGUCACCUGGAAGGACCAGAAAUAUGGGCUGGUGAGUGAGGGGGAGUUCCUGGACAUCACAGAGAUCAAGAGGCAGCAGGCGGAGGACUACGAAUGUAUCACCAACAAUGGAGUAGCUCCGCCCGAUCAACACAAGGUUAAGGUCACGGUUAACUACCCUCCCAUGAUCACAGAAAUGAAAAACAUGCCAGCACAUUUGGGUAAAACAGCCAUCUUGCGCUGUGAAGCCAUGGCGGUCCCACCAGCUGCCUUCGAGUGGUACAGAGAUGACCAUAGGCCGGUAGAGAGUGACAACACCCUGAGGAUCCAAAACGAGAAGACGCGCUCGCUGUUGCUCUUCACCAAUGUGACAGAAAAACACUUUGGCAACUACACCUGCUUCGCCUCAAACCGUCUGGGGGCUUCCAACGCCAGCAUGCUGCUGUUUCGACCGGGGGCCAUACAUGGGCGAGGGACUGGUUUACAAGCAGGAGUGAGUGUUGGCGUGUGCGUUUGGAUUUCCCUCUCCUCUGUUCUUCUGCUGAAGGUGUAAAAAGAUCGAGCUCCACUUGGGAUAAGUCCUUCAACGUCUGUGAAAGCCCUGCCCCAACCCACCAAACCCCACCCCUCCCCACCUCUCUCUCUCUCUCUCUCUCUUCCCCCUCUUCGGAAGGAAAGAAGGAAAUGAAAUUCUUUAAUUACGAACCCAUCACUGUGAACAAAAAGAAUAUGCAUUAAUCCAGGAGCCAUUGAAUCAUCCCAUAGAACACACAAACCACAUCACCUCCCCACCCGAUGAAAACACCCACAAUUCAAUUUCGAGGUCAAACAUUGUCAUCAUCUCCUCUCCCCCCACUCUCUCUCUAUCUUCCCUAUACACACACACACACACCGUCUCUAUCUUAUGUCUCCCAGAAUGCCUUGCAGAUUUGUCUGACUUGGUACUUUCCCCCCCUCGCCUUUCAUUAUUACCACUCGACUGAUGUUGAUAGUGUAUAUCAAUGAUUAUUGUGUCAGUGAUCAAUGAGAAAAUAGGUAAUCUAACAAAUGGACGAUCAUUUAUGUAAUAUACUACACAGACUAAUGACUGACCUACAAUGUUUGCCUUAUGGAAAUGAUACAUAAGAUCUCAAUAUUAUGGUGGAUAUUUAUGGAAAUUAUAGGUUUAAUGUGGUACUGGCGGUCAUGUGACCUUUUGGAUAAUUGUUGAAUUGGUGGCCAUGUGAAGUGUCACCCUUUGAUCACACACUUUCACACACGUAUGGAUUUUUUUUUUUAAAUGUGUAGCAGUGAAGCUGCUAUGAAUGAUGUCAAAAUGUAAAAAAACAAAGGGUGGGUGGUGAUGGCGUCAGUCUCAAAACCCCUUUAUGUAACUCGGGGGGUUUCAACCAAGGUUCCGCAUGUGGACACCCUCACUACCCAAACCUUUUUAGCCCUCCCAGCCCGUCCUCUCUGUUCUACGUGCUCUGUCUAGUCCCCCCCUCCUCUCUCCUUCGCAUCACUAUAGUGUUCUCUGCUCCGUGUCACCCACCCUCCCUCUGUCUUCCUCCCCCCCUUCCAGUGUAAAUAUAUGCAGUACAGAGGCCACGCCGGCGACCUCAACUCGCCUGGCGCCGGACAACAUCUCCUAUAAGCCUCAACUUCAUUCCAGCUUUCUGAAGCAGAAAGAGACUGUCCAGUGACAACAAUAUCUUCUGUUCUGAAGCUGCGGCGGCUCCACCCUCUUUGUCGCUUGUUGAUAGCAUGUACCGGUUAGAGAUGUUCUUGUUGUGAGUCCAUACCCCCCCUCCUCUACCUCCCCCCUCCCCGCACUGUGUCUGUUCUCCUCUGCAAGGUUACCUGCUUUUACUUUUUUGGUGUUAAUAAUAGUACAGAUGAUGAUGAUGUUAAUAAGUAUUUGAAUAACUAUGAAUAGUAAUUCCAUGUGAGAUAUAAAAAAAAAAAAAAUCUGAUGGUAAUGAGCCGUGCGUGGGGAAAAAUAAUUUUUGUACUUUACUCGGAGAAGUCACACACAUUGAAGGAUGAAAAGAAACAAAACAAAACAAAAAAAAAGGUGUAAAGUUUUUUCGAAGUGAUGUGCUCUAUUUUGCCAUGACAAGCUUUUUAAAAACGCAUUUGAAACACUGAGGAUUUUAUUUCAUCCGAGUCCAGAAGCAGUGAAUGAUGAUGUAAAUUAUGAUUUGUAACACUUUAUUUCCUGGACUCUUUUUCUCAUGCUGUUGACUUCAUCACACACACAUUUACAGCAUAUCUGUCCAUGCAUCAAAGUGUGUCUCUCUCCGACCAGCUAGAUGAAUGAGUCAGAUUUGUGUCAGUCUCUGGUCAUGGCUGUGUGGCGGUUCUUGUUCGGCCAGACCACGGAGAGAUAAAGAUGUAAUUAGCUGUUACCUGUGGCUGGCUAAGUGAAGGAGCCCGGGCCCCGCCUGUCUCCCCCCGCCCUGCCAACCUGUGAUGGCCCCCAUAAAUCAAGCUCAAUCCUGCCACUGACAGGAAUCCUCUUCAAGGACAAUGUCGCCUCUGUGCGCCUGUACUCCCUCCAGUGUGUACCUGUGACAUGCAGGCAUGGGCACUACAAAACCCCCAUGGCACAAUUAUCCAUCCACCUCCCCCGCACAGCACAAACAGUGGGAGGUAAGCCCGUAUUUCAACACGGCGGCACUCGUUUCUCCGCUGAAACACUGCUCCACUCACAUGCAGGGACUAUAUGCAAAUUUGCCAUAACGAGCCUGCACGGAGAGAUGAGUUUACCCCGGCUGAACCCAGACUACUGCGACCUUAAAGGGGAAUUACUCAGUAUUAAAUUGUCUGAAUGUGUUUCUGUUUUAUUUUUGUUUCAAACCAGCAAUAACCCCUAACUCUACUGUGCAAGAGGUAUCAGAUAUGGUUAAAGCUGUGGUGUAAUAUCUGAAAAAUUUAACAAGGUAUAUCAAAUGAGUCUGUUGUUGUACUUUUACUGUGUACAGUACUCUGAAAUGAUUGUGAAGCUCUGUUUAAAUGGCCCUUAAUCUAAAAAAAAAUACUACAUGUUGUACUCAAGAAGUCUUGCCCUCUGCGAUGUAGUCGGGUUGUCUGUGUGACAGAACACACACUAUUUGUGCAUGCAUCUUGUUGCUCCAAAAUAAUGACAGAUUCCAUUCCAAGCACAAGAGCAGGUUGUUUGGUCACUGCUUCCUUUUUCUGUCUCAGACACAUCCUCCUACUUUCUUUCGAGACAUCUUUCAUGCUGCUUUUUUUCUUUCAGUUUCCCACACACUCACAUAUGUUGUUCUGUACACUGUUCCAUGUCAGCGUCCUCACUGGGCAUGUAACAUCUGUGUGUACAUUACCUGUCCUUGAUGAAGAAAAGAACAAAAGCUAAAGAAACAUCAAAAGAGUAAAAAAAAAAAACACGGUCAAAAAAAUAACAUACUGUCAUGUUUCUCAAUGUGGGUUUUGAAAAAAGCACGUCAUUGUUGGUGUAAGGGUGGAUCUUGAAAAAAGAAAAGCAAACAUUGUAUGUUCUGUUCAAGUUUAUGGGUUGAUGGUCCAUCUGGAGGCUAAUCAGACAAUAUGAUUUGAAAUCGUGGUGUUUGAAUUGACAGAAUGUGGGCAUUUUUGUAUAAACAAACAGCUAAUGAA
This is a messenger RNA of Notolabrus celidotus (New Zealand spotty), 4291 nucleotides long. RefSeq names its product IgLON family member 5 (gene iglon5). Bases 225 to 1226 code for a protein of 333 amino acids. Lineage: Eukaryota; Metazoa; Chordata; Actinopteri; Labriformes; Labridae. The transcript has 9 exons. The record is from RefSeq and is a predicted model, not a curated record. Gene Ontology annotation, cellular component: neuron projection.